AUUGGCGCUCUUCGCGAGCACCCUGGGAAUGAGACUUUGGGUCACGGGUGCUAGAGCCCUCCCCUCUCCUCCCGGCCGGUGUGUGGGAAAUUGUUCCCGCAGAAAGUAAAGGCUGGCCAGACCGCCCCCAGCACGUAGAGGGAAUGAGUCAGGCUCCGGCUCCACGCCGGCAUGUAGGGGGCGGAUCGCGCCGGCGCUGAGUAGGAAGGAGCUUCAGCCGCCAGCCCGGAACGCAUCAUAGGUUAGCUUUUCAAGCUUCCUAUGACUUCCUGCAUCUCUGACCUGUUGCACCUUUGUUAUCUUGGCACCUCUGUUAUCUUAGCAGCAAGCACCUGCUUCAGCUGACCCUUGAGUCAUAACCCAUAAGCUCCUGAAAAGUACAUCAAGUCUGAAGUGAACCAGCUAAACUCAUCAAGACUGGAACCAUGAGCAAUAAUGAAGCAGACCUAACCUUUGGUUACAUCUCCUGUUUUGUAGCUAUCCUUUUGUUUGGCUCAAAUUUUGUGCCACUUAAAAAAUUUGAUACUGGUGAUGGAAUGUUUCUCCAGUGGGUCCUUUGUGCUGCCAUAUGGUUGGUUGCCUUGGUGGUCAAUCUGAUAUUACAUUGCCCAAAGUUUUGGCCUUUUGCAAUGCUUGGAGGCUGCAUUUGGGCAACAGGGAACAUUGCUGUUGUCCCAAUUAUCAAAACCAUUGGAUUAGGCCUUGGAAUCUUAAUCUGGGGAUCAUUUAAUGCCUUAACUGGCUGGGCAAGCUCAAGGUUUGGCUGGUUUGGACUGGAUGCAGAAGAAGUACCAAAUCCGCUGCUCAAUUACGUUGGAGCCGGGCUCUCAGUAGUAAGUGCUUUCAUAUUUUUGUUCAUCAAAAGUGAAAUACCAAAUAACACGUGUUCCGUGGAUACCACUCCAUUAAUAACAGAGCCUGUGAUCAACAAAACUCAAGACCCCUGUUCCUGGGUGGAUAAACUUUCUACAGUACACCACCGCAUAGUGGGCUGCAGUCUUGCAGUGAUAUCUGGCGUACUCUAUGGAUCUACAUUUGUGCCAAUCAUCUAUAUCAAGGACCACAGCAAAAGAAAUGAUAGUAUAUAUGCAGGGGCAAGCCAAUAUGAUUUAGACUAUGUUUUUGCACACUUCAGUGGCAUCUUUCUUACAAGUACUGUCUACUUUCUGGCCUACUGCAUAGCCAUGAAAAAUAGUCCUAAACUAUAUCCUGAAGCAGUCCUACCAGGAUUCCUGUCAGGAGUACUUUGGGCAAUAGCUACCUGCUGUUGGUUCAUAGCAAAUCACUCUCUGAGUGCUGUGGUCAGUUUUCCAAUAAUCACUGCUGGUCCAGGAUUUAUAGCUGCAAUGUGGGGCGUCUUCAUGUUUAAGGAAAUAAAGGGUCUACAAAACUACCUAUUAAUGAUUCUUGCAUUUUGCAUCAUCUUGACUGGAGCCUUAUGCACUGCUUUUUCUAAAAUCUAACAAUGACAAGACCAGCAGAUGGCAGCAGUGGUUAAGCGAAUCUGUCUAUGGGACAGCAGAGAGAUUAUGCUGAGAGAAGAGUGCAUUUUCAUACAGCAAAUGGAUCUCAGCCACUGUUGGAGUGGGUAAAUGAUUUUUUUCCCCAAAAAUGUGAGAAUGAAUGAAGACUGAGUUUCAUUCAAGUAUAAAAAUGGAAAUUUCUUCUGAUGAACUGUUUAUGAAGGUAGUACUUUACUGGGUGACUAAAAUGUCUACAUUAUUAUAGCAUUACAUGUGAGGAUGCUCAUUUUACCACAAUAUGUAUCUCGUGUUGCAUAAUCUAGAACACAGUAUAGAGUCCAUAUGCAAAGAAGUUACAGUCUAAAUUUCUCACCUAUUAUCCCAGUGAAGUGAGGCAGAAAUAUCUUGGGCAAGGAGGGAGAGCCUUACCUUCUGAUAGAAUUAGAUUCCAUAGAUAUUUGGAUCCUUUGUUUCAUAAAGUAAAUGCAUAGUUGGUAACUAAAUGUUAAAAAGGCCAUUUUAUUAUUUUUACCCAAAACUUACAUUUAUUUCAAGUUAAUAUUUCCCAAUUCUACAUCAUCUACCCAUUUUAGCUCAUAAUGCUUUUGAUUAUCGCCAGAUAAAAUCCAUUCUCAGAGAACAAAAAUUUUUCAUCAUUGAGAAUAUGUGCAUAACAUAAUACAUACAAACACAAGUAUAUGCACGUACAUAAAUACACACAGAUAUGUUGCUAAAAUGAGAUUCUAGGUUGUUAGUAACAGUUUAAAGGAACCAACCACUCUUUUGAAUGUACAAUUAUUUUUUUUCUGAAAUACACUUUUCUAAAACCCUCUUAACUGGAGGUUUUCCUGUUUUCUUCUUGUUUUAACUGGUGGUUUCCAGUAGGCAAAAUAAAACGACAGGCAUGCUAGUAUUCUUUGUUUGUUUGUUUGUUUUUUAAGAAAACUGCAAUUAAGCCAGACAGGGUGGCACACGCCUAUAAUCCCAGCUAUUGGGGAGGCUGAAGCAGGAGGGUCACUUAGCCCAAGAGUGCAAAUCUGCCAGCCUGGGCAACAUAGCAAGGUCCCAUCUCUGAAAAAUAAAUUUAAUUUAAAUUUGUAAGAAAAAAGAAAACUGAAACAGAACUGCUAGUACAAUGUUUGCUGCAAUUAUUUCCAAAACUUUGAAAUAACAUAACCCCUAUUCAAAUGUAAAUUUUACCCAUUCCCACCUGAUAGUGCUGUUUAUUACUUUGCUAUGCAGGAGAAACAAAACAGCAUUCUAUUUGUGUGUAUACCCUGCAGUCAAUGUGCAUGGGUUAAAUCCCACCUCUGCUUCAUUUCAUUUGUGUGACUUUGGACAAGUUCCUAAGCCCUCUGUGUCAGGCCCCUCAUUUACAAAAUCCAGUUUAUGAUGGCAUCUACCUCACAUGGUUAUUGUGUUGUUAAAGUUAGUUAAAAUCUGUAAAGUACGUUGAUGAGUAUCUGAUACUUCCAAACACUAUGUAAUUGUUAGCUUUUAUUAUGUGUUGUUUGAAGGGGGGGAAAUGUUUUCGUAGAUUGUAGAAUACCACUUAAGAGCAACUGAGCUCACCACCUUCCCAUCCAAACAAUUAUUACUCCUCUAAAUGAAUACUACUUAAAAGCGAUGGAGCUUAUGUUUGUUUAUUGAAUUGCUAAUACAAAUAAAUAUUUGAUUAUAACUUCUUAUGCUCAUUUCAAUUUUAACAUGAAAUGUCAUUAAAUUAUGCUGAUAAACUGAAUAAAUUGUGAUACAAAAGCUA
Messenger RNA from Rhinopithecus roxellana (golden snub-nosed monkey), 3225 nucleotides. RefSeq names its product transmembrane protein 144 (gene TMEM144). Lineage: Eukaryota; Metazoa; Chordata; Mammalia; Primates; Cercopithecidae. Gene Ontology annotation, molecular function: carbohydrate transmembrane transporter activity. Bases 426 to 1463 code for a protein of 345 amino acids. The record is from RefSeq and is a predicted model, not a curated record. The transcript is spliced from 13 exons. Gene Ontology annotation, biological process: carbohydrate transmembrane transport. Gene Ontology annotation, cellular component: membrane.